Molecule: messenger RNA, 369 nt
Organism: Asparagus officinalis (garden asparagus)
Lineage: Eukaryota; Viridiplantae; Streptophyta; Magnoliopsida; Asparagales; Asparagaceae
Exons: 1
Coding region: 1-369 (122 amino acids)
Molecular function (GO): nucleic acid binding
Source: RefSeq, a predicted model, not a curated record
AUGAAGGUGGAUGCGGUAGUAGGGAAUUGGGUUGAAAAAUUACCUAGUAUCGUUUGGUUGUACCGUACGACCCACAAUAACUCAACUGGGGAGACUCCAUUCAAGCUAGCAUAUGGUGCCGAGGCAGUCACUCCUAUCAAAGUAAGCAUACUGACCAUUCAACGACAACACUUCGAUGAGGACAUGAACUUAGAAGGACUUCGGAUCGACCUCGACCUCCUUGAUGAAAUUCGAGAGAAAGCGCUUCAGACCAAAGUCACCAAUCGGCAGCGAAUUGCCCAGUACUACAACAGCAAAAUCCGACCAAGGAGAUUCAAUGCUGGUGACCUCGUCCUCUGUAAAGCCGGUUUUGAUAGGGACACUCGGUGA